Molecule: messenger RNA, 6049 nt
Organism: Carassius carassius (crucian carp)
Lineage: Eukaryota; Metazoa; Chordata; Actinopteri; Cypriniformes; Cyprinidae
Product: ras-responsive element-binding protein 1-like
Exons: 13
Coding region: 516-5504 (1662 amino acids)
Biological process (GO): regulation of transcription by RNA polymerase II
Cellular component (GO): nucleus
Molecular function (GO): DNA-binding transcription activator activity, RNA polymerase II-specific; RNA polymerase II cis-regulatory region sequence-specific DNA binding
Source: RefSeq, a predicted model, not a curated record
AUCUAUCUAUCUAUCGUGAAUAAUCAGUCGGAUGAGGCUGAAGUGGAGAAGUUUUGCACCCCUCCCGUGGAGAUGCUCACAGCUGAACUCCAGCGGCAGCCUCAGUAACACACGUCCCCUUGGAGACUAGAGCAACACGUGAUGCGUCUACUUAUCACGUUCACUGAGCAGCGCUCAGGAACACGCUUUGAGAGAAAAAGUGACUUUUCUGACCCUCAAUCGUCGGUAGUGUCGAUGGCCAUCACUCCUUUAGGGAGCUAACACAGUUGGCGAUGUAAAGUAUCCAGUUGGCGAACUUUGCACAUCCUCAAAUACGCCAUUUUGAUCGCUCUCCGGAACAAGUUUGCAGUUUUUUUUUCUCGAAGUCCAUCAUCUCUUUUCACCAUCACCAUGUCUCAGCGCAAUCAGCCCAACCCCGACAAAGUCGAGCUAUGAGCGGAGGUCGCUGUCCCUCAUCCUGCGCCUGUGACCCUGUGGCUCCAUGACCCGGUGACGCGUUUAGCCCUUACCUUAAAAUGGAAAUGGAAAGUGCCUCCCCUGAGAAGAAUGUCAGCAGUGCUGUUGGUGCUACUGAUGUGAAUGAACAGUCUCAUUUGUCAGAAGAGGCUGUAAACAAUCAGUCUUCCACACAUACACCAGAACCUCUCGAAGAAGCAGACUAUGAUGGAACGGACAAACCAGAAGAUGAAGAUGAAGGUGGAGUUGGAACAGAAGAGGAGCUGUCCUCCAUCAACUCCAUGAUGAGCACUGUGAUGAAUGUGGGCCAGAUCAAUGGAGUCGAUUCUAAGCCCACUAAAAUAUCUCCCAGAAAUACCGCCAAAUCGCCUUCUGUCAAUCGUACUGGGAGAAGAAAUCAGGAAGUCAAAGACGAACGCUCAAGCUUCAUUUGCCCCUUGUGUAACAAAAACUGCAUGACACAGCACCAGCUCACCAUGCAUAUCAGACAGCAUAACACAGAUAGUGGGGGCACUGACCACUCCUGCAGUAUCUGUGGGAAGGCUUUGAGCUCGGCCAGCUCUCUGGACCGCCACAUGCUGGUUCACAGUGGAGAGAGGCCUUACAAGUGUGUGAGAUGUGGUCAGACUUUCACUACCAAUGGGAACAUGCACAGGCACAUGAAAAUUCAUGAAAAAGAUGCAAACAGUAUUCCUACAUCCUGUUCUUCCCAACUAAUCAACCGUCGACGACCCUCUAAGAGGAAGUCUUAUGUAGAGGAUGAAGUGGAGCAGGCUGAGGAGCCACCAGUUAAAAAGACAAUGUUGAUAAAAAAGUCUGGAGAGGAUGAUUCUGUUCAAAGUGAAGAAGAGAUCCUUCACUGUCCCAUCUGCUUUAAGACAUUCAACUGUAAAUAUGAUCUGGAAACACACAUGGACACACAUCCUGACACUACACUCAGGUGUAGCAUUUGUUGCAUUACCUUUCGCACACACCGUGGUCUUCUGCGUCAUAACACUGCCAUUCAUAAGCAGCUUCCCACUGACCCCUCCGGACGACCCUUUAUUCAGAAUAACCCCUCUAUCCCUCUGGGGUUUGGUGACCUGGCUUUCAUUGACUUCAGCUGUCAAAAAUUUCCCCACAUUGCACAGGUCUGGUGUGAGACUAAUUUGCGCAGAUGCUGUAGCAAGUUCCACAAAUUUGUGUGUGAGGACUGCAACAAGGCCUUCCCUAUUCAGCAGUCUCUGGAUCUUCACAAAUCUUCUCACAAAAGUAGCACAGACCCCUGCACUGAACCUCAGGAACAUAACGCAGAUGGUGUUAUGGAUGCACCCAAAGUUAACUCCAAUUCCACGGAUUCCAAGGAGGUCAAUGAACUGGUAUCACAUGUUGAUAAUACCAGUUCAGAUGGGAAAAAUGGUUUUAUGGAGUGCCUGGGUCUCCAACACUCCUCCUUGCUCAAGCCAGAGAAAUCAGAAGAGCAAAUUCAACAGGAAAUUUUAGACAGCAUUCGCUUCAUUCAUAUUGAGACACCUUCAACAAAUCUACCUCAAGAAAGUAGCAGCAAUCUCGGCGUCUCAAUUUUGGAACCCGUCUCACUUCAAGCCGUGAACAAUAAUGCCGCCCUCGGCGUCCUGUCUCUACAGCCGCUCCAUGGUGUCGUCAGUGGUGGUAUGUUUGUCCCAAUAAGUGGUCAAGCUGCAGUGGAGCUGGCAGACAUUGAACAAAUCCUUAAGCUUGCAGCCUCUGUGCCACCUCAGCGGUCUUUGUCCUUGCUUGCCAAAGGUCUGGGCAGUCCUCUACAGGUGGACCCCAAACAGAUUGCUUCUCUGAAGCAAAAGCCCUUAAUCACUCCUCGAUCCAGCAUGGGUGCCUCCACACCCCCUCCGCCCGUCAUGAAUGCCCAACAGGCCUCAUCGGGCAACAUCAGUCCUAGCCUUCCACCCCAAAUAGAUCAACAAGUGAGAACUGCCAGACAGUCAUCAGCCUCCUCUUCGUCCUCAACCUCGUCCUCUCCUACCAACUGGGAGACUACUCAAAUGGGGCCAGAUGUCAUAGGAAACACGAUUAUCUCAUAUGAAACUGGAAAGCAAGAGGAGUUUGAUGGCAAAGAGAAGGAAUCUAGAAUUUUGUGCAAGAAGACAGUUAAUACUGAGUUCCCUUGUCGGUUCUGCAAAGAAGUUUUUUCCUUCUUGGGUGGCCUACAGGCUCAUAUGCGUCACCAUCUGGGAGCUUCACCGUACCAAUGCACCAUUUGUAGCUAUGCCGCUCCUGACAAAGCGACGCUGAUUCGACAUCUCAGAACACAUAGCGGUGAGCGGCCAUACGUCUGCCGCCUCUGUCACUACCCUUUCACUGUGAAGGCCAACUGUGAGCGUCAUUUGCGCAAGAAACAUAUGAAGAACACACGCAAAGACAUAGAGAAAAACAUUGAAUAUGUAACCACCUCCUCUAGUGUAAGUGGUGUAAUUGGAGGCAGUACACUAGACCUCCUUGAUCCAGCCGGUGCCGGUAACGCAUCUUGUCGAUUUUGUGGGCAGGACCUUAAGAAUUACAGAGCACUUCAGAUUCACCUGCGAACGCACAAUGGAUGUCAGCGGAAGCCAUUUGAGUGUAAGCAAUGUGGGGUGGCGUUUCUCGCUAAAAGGAACUGUAUUCACCAUUUGCUGAAGCACCAUCCAGAUGUUCCAGAAAGAGAAAUUGAAGAACACAUCAAAAGUCUUGUACCGGUUGGAGGAGAGGCCACCACUCAAGCCAACCCUCCAACCUCAAAUGGGCUGGUUAACGGCACCAUUCCUCAGAAUGUAGGUUCUUUCUCUGGACCUAUUGAGGACCAGGACCAGCCUUUAGAUUUCUCUAGCAAAUCUCAAAAAAUGAUUGCCUCAAAUGUUAAACUUGAAGGAACAGCAUCUCCUCUGUUUAAUGACUGCUCUAUGGAGCCCAUUGAUCUCUCAAUACCUAAGGAUCCUGAGAAGAAGAGAAUGGUGAAAGAACUGCCUCAGAGCAUGUUCCUGAAUCAUCAAGAUAUCAAGAAAGAACAGACCCAGGAAAAGACCCCUGGUCUUCUUGCUGCUCUCCCAGUCUCCAUUUCAAGCCUGGCCUCUGCUCUGCCCGGUGACCUUACUAAGCCUUUUACUCGCUUGAAGCCAUUGCUACCCAAACCAUCUUCGGUGUCCAGUACUGAAAUGGCACCACUGGCCUCCAUUGCUCAGAUAAUCUCAUCUGUCUCAGCUACUCCAGUGCUGAUCGAAACAGGAAUAGAUGGCAAAAACAGCAUUAGCACAAUGGAUUUUAAUACACUAAGUGAGAAGAAGGGUCCCUUAGGCACCACCAAACUGGAUUCCAUUCAAAAUGGCUCUUCUGAUAAUUCAAAAAAGAGAGGCAAAAAGAGACCAUUUCAGGAGGAGAUCUGUGAUCCAAGAACACCAGCAGGCUGUGGCAUCGACCUGGAGUCAAGUGGCGAGUUUCCCAGUGUGGAGAAAAUGCUAGCUACCACUGACUCAAAUAAAUUCAGCCCCUACUUACAACCCAGUCAGAUGGAGCCAAUGAAGGACGAGAAAGAGAAGCAGACUGUCAAUGAGGAUGCAAAAGAGGGACGAGAGGAUAAGCCAAAGAAACCUUCACAGAACAAAGGAAAAAAGAAUGCUUAUUCGAAUUCAGUGCAGAAAAUGACCUGCCCAUACUGCCCACGUCUGUUCCCUUGGGCCAGCUCACUGCAAAGGCAUAUGUUAACACACACAGGUCAGAAGCCAUACCCUUGUCCUCAGUGUGAGUCAUUCUUCUCCACCAAGUCAAACUGUGAGCGCCACCUGCUCCGCAAACAUGGAAUGUCUAAUCGGACUCUUCAAAACAGUGGAUCUCGACCCAAACCUAAGACUGACGAAGGAUCCCAAGGAAGCACAGGCACUAUUGAGAGUGUAUCUGACACUGAACCUCCUGUAGCCAGAGACAUCGUGGAUCUGAGCUCUGUCAACCCCAAACAAGAGGAGGGAGCUUCAUCUCCGGAACAAGCACCAGAACAAACAGGACAAUCAGCCACUGAACAAACAGACAGCAGCUCAGACUCAAACCAAGCACGGCCAGCUGAGGGAAGCCCCGAGACAGUAGAAAAUAACGAUGAUGACUCCCAAAGCAAUAACAGUCUUGAUAUGAACCUCGCCAAGACUCUUGUAGACUUCAAGCUUUCUGGAGUGGAGCAGCACCAGCCUAAAUCAACCACUGAACCGGUUUCUCCACCAGAUGAGUUCCCCCACACCUGUGCGACCUGCAAGAAGACCUUUCGCCAUGCAGCCACUCUCAACCGGCACCAGAAAACUCACAUUCAGGAGGUCCAGCCAGAGGAUGGAGGCAAAAAGGGAAGAUGCCAACCUGCUCCUCAAAACCCAGUCACAGCUCCCAGAAAGGAGAUGGAGCAGGACGCAAAGUUAGAUGAUGAAGAAAAGGACGAGAACAGCAGCUGUGUGGAAAGUGGUGCCGAUGAGGAUGAGAAGGAGAGGGAGGAGAUGAGUGAUGAUGAAGAAGAGGCUGCAUUCUCAGAGCUCAGGGCUUUGGAAGAGGAGGGCGACCCGACGGGAGGCAAAACCGACAAAAGGAAGAAGAUCUGUGCUGUGUGCAGCAAACGUUUCUGGAGCCUGCAAGACCUGACCAGACACAUGCGCUCACAUACUGGUGAGCGACCUUAUAAGUGCCAAACCUGUCAUCGCACCUUCACCCUGAAGCACAGUCUGGUGAGGCAUCAACGCGUCCACCAGAAACCCACGGACGAGGCAGAAAUGAAUGAAGAAAUGGAUGGAGGAAAAGAAAUUCUGGAGGGAAAAGAGGUCAGGUGUUCAUCUGAAAGUCAAAGUGAAGCAACAGCUCCAAUGCAAAGUGAGAAUGAAUGUGAAACAGCAGGAGCAUCCCAAAAAGAAGAGAGUGAAGGACACAUGGAGGACAUUCAGGAGCAGCAGCACCCUGAAGAUACAUCCGUGGAGAUGGAAUCUGCUGAAGAACCUGACAAAGAGCCUCAGUCAGAUGGGGCUGAACAGGAGGAACAUCAAACGCUAGCUGCCUCAGUAGAGGCCCAAUGAGGCUGUGACCCAGAACAUGCAAAAAUCAGUGUCCAUAGCUGUAAUGCAGCUCAGGAAGUGAUGGAGACACCUGAUCAGAGAAGAGAAAAUUCACUGUGUUGAUUUUGUGCCAUAGCUUAUCAAACUUCCGCAGACACCAGGAGUUACAAAGCCUGGCUUUUGCCGAUAUGUGUCUUAUACAGUACGCAUGACAGUGAUGCAGACUGGAGAACAGUUUCUGAAGCACAGCGAAUCUUCUCUUGAUGCCUUAAUGCUUUUUUUCUAAAGAUCUGGAUCAACACAUAAUUGGACAAUAGCAAUUUUAAUCCUAUUUAUAUGAUUUUUAAUGAAUCAUAUAAAGCCUUUAUAUAAAUAAAUUAGAAGCAUUUGUAUGAUGAACAGAAGAUUUAUAUAUCAGCAUUAAAUUGUAUUAUUCUUAAGUCAGUUUCUGUAUGUUUUUAGUAUCUGUUUGGAGUUGUUUGGUUUCUUUUUCUUUUUUUUUUUGUCUUAUGGAAUUGAAGAGCUGAAGUGCCUAAAUCAUUUUCAUUAUCAAGAUUGGCUGAAUA